Molecule: messenger RNA, 2651 nt
Organism: Asparagus officinalis (garden asparagus)
Lineage: Eukaryota; Viridiplantae; Streptophyta; Magnoliopsida; Asparagales; Asparagaceae
Product: delta-1-pyrroline-5-carboxylate synthase-like
Exons: 21
Coding region: 168-2318 (716 amino acids)
Cellular component (GO): cytoplasm
Molecular function (GO): glutamate-5-semialdehyde dehydrogenase (NADP+) activity; ATP binding; glutamate 5-kinase activity
Source: RefSeq, a predicted model, not a curated record
CUAAAACCCUCCCCCUUUCCGCAGAAGCCGAACUUGGAAAUUUAUCCCUCGUAGUCGCCGGCGGCGGCGCUCAUCGCCAGCCCCCAUAAAAACUUUAGAAACUUCUCCAUAUCGAAGUAAAUAAAAUUGAUCUAGGGCUCGGAAAAGCUUAGCACCAGAGGCCUCUCAUGGCGGCAGUGGACCCCACUCGGGCCUUCGUCCAGGGCGUCAAGCGUAUCGUCAUCAAAGUAGGGACUGCUGUUGUAACUAGAAUUGAUGGAAGGUUGGCGCUUGGGAGGUUAGGGUCUCUCUGCGAGCAGGUCAAAGAACUGAAUUCUCGAGGAUUGGAUGUGAUUUUGGUAACAUCUGGUGCGGUGGGUGUUGGUCGACAGAGGCUUAGAUAUAGGAGAUUAGUCAACAGCAGCUUUGCUGAUCUUCAAAAACCUCAAAUAGAGCUAGAUGGAAAGGCAUGUGCUUCUGUUGGUCAGAGUGGUCUCAUGGCACUGUAUGAUGCAUUAUUUGGUCAGUUGGAUGUCACGCCAUCUCAACUUCUUGUGACUGAUAGCGACUUCAAGGAUCCAGAUUUCAGGAAGCAGCUAACUGAAACCGUGAAUACAUUGUUAGGGCUUAAGGUUAUUCCUGUUUUCAAUGAAAAUGAUGCCAUCAGUACGAGGCAAGCUCCAUACGAGGAUUCUUCUGGUAUAUUCUGGGAUAAUGAUAGUUUAGCAGCUCUCUUGGCUUUGGAAUUGAAAGCAGAUCUCCUUGUUUUGCUUAGUGAUGUGGAGGGCCUAUAUAGUGGUCCUCCAGGUGAACCUUAUUCUAAGAUUAUUCAUACUUACAUAAAGGAAAGACAUCAGGGUGAAAUAACCUUUGGGGACAAGUCCAGGGUAGGAAGAGGGGGAAUGACUGCCAAAGUUAAGUCUGCAGUCUAUGCUGCCUCUGCUGGCACUCCUGUCAUAAUCACCAGUGGUUUCGCAGCAGAUAGCAUAAUCAAAGUACUUCAAGGAGAGAGGGUUGGUACCCUCUUCCAUAGGGAUGCAGCUUCGUGGGCACUGCCAAAAGAAGCAGGUGCACGUGAAAUGGCAGUUGCAGCACGAGAGUGCUCCAGGCGACUUCAGAGCAUGUCCUCAGAAGAUCGAAGAACAAUUUUGCUGGAAAUUGCUAAUGCAUUGGAGGCAAAUGAAAAAUUGAUCAAAAUUGAAAACGAGGCUGAUGUAGCCGUUGCGCAAGAAGCUGGGUAUGAGACGUCACUGAUAUCUCGAUUGACUUUAAAGCCAGGAAAGAUAUCAAGCCUUGCCAACUCCAUCCGCACCCUUGCCAACAUGGAAGACCCAAUAGGUCAAAUUCUAAUGAGAACAGAACUUGCAGAUGGACUAAUUUUAGAGAAGACAUCAUGUCCUUUGGGAGUUCUUCUAAUUGUUUUUGAAUCACGACCUGAUGCCUUAGUUCAGAUUGCAUCUUUAGCAAUUCGGAGUGGAAAUGGUCUUCUACUGAAAGGUGGGAAGGAAGCUGCUAGGUCUAAUGCGAUAUUACAUAAGGUGAUUGUUGGAGCCAUUCCUGAUAAUGUUGGUAAAAAGCUUAUCGGGCUUGUAACAUCAAGAGAUGACAUUCCUGAUCUGUUAAAGCUUGAUGAUGUGAUCGAUCUUGUGAUCCCGAGAGGCAGCAACAAACUGGUAUCUCAAAUAAAGGAGUCUACCAAGAUUCCUGUUCUAGGUCAUGCUGAUGGAAUUUGUCAUGUUUAUGUUGACAAAUCAGCUAAUAUGGAUAUGGCAAAGCGCAUUGUUUUAGAUGCCAAGAUAGAUUACCCUGCAGCCUGUAAUGCUAUGGAGACGCUUUUAGUCCACAAGGAUCUCAUGAAGACUAAAGGACUUGAUGAUAUAAUUAUGGAGCUUAGAGGUGGAGGUGUUGCUCUUUAUGGGGGACCCCGAGCAAGUGUGGAAUUAGAGAUUCCAUUGACGCAUUCCUUUCAUCAUGAGUACAGCUCCUUAGCUUGCACAAUAGAAAUUGUUGACGAUGUACUUGCUGCAAUUAACCAUAUACAUUGUCAUGGAAGUGCACAUACCGACUGCAUAAUCACUGAAGAUCUCGAAGUAGCAGAGACUUUUCUUAAUCAGGUUGACAGUGCUGCUGUCUUCCACAAUGCAAGUACACGUUUUUGUGACGGGGCUCGUUUUGGGCUUGGUGCAGAGGUGGGUAUAAGCACAAGUAGGAUCCAUGCUCGAGGCCCUGUCGGUGUCGAAGGCCUGCUAACCACACGAUGGAUUUUAAAAGGAAGCGGGCAAGUGGUUGACGGAGAUACAGGUGUAGAAUACACCCACAGGAAUCUCCCUUUGAAAUAAACUGUUGAAGAUAUUACUCAAAGGCGUCGCAAUUCUAGGUGGAAGAUACGUCGAGCAAGGGUGCUAUCUCUGUUGUUUCUUGUUCAAGGAGCCGGUUUUCAACUCGAUAACAAGAUUUCUUUCAUCGAGUAUGGAGUAUUGAUGUAACAAAAUGUAUUGAUGUAUUAAUGUAUCGGUGAAACUGAGGAAAAUUCGGCUUAGAGAGGGGUCCUUUCAUGCCUAGUGUGCUAUUUUUGUUGUGUCAGUGAUCAAUGAGGCAUGCUACUUUUGUUGUUGACAAAUUUAUUUAUCAAGGCCCAGUUUCAAAGUAAAGACAAUUUUUCUUUCCUUGAA